Molecule: messenger RNA, 2399 nt
Organism: Austrofundulus limnaeus
Lineage: Eukaryota; Metazoa; Chordata; Actinopteri; Cyprinodontiformes; Rivulidae
Gene: grhprb
Product: glyoxylate reductase/hydroxypyruvate reductase b
Exons: 9
Coding region: 283-1362 (359 amino acids)
Cellular component (GO): cytosol
Molecular function (GO): NAD binding; hydroxypyruvate reductase (NADH) activity; glyoxylate reductase (NADPH) activity
Source: RefSeq, a predicted model, not a curated record
CAUGUUUUAAAAGAAGGUUGUCGUAAAACACAAAGGACCGUUUUCACUCAGGCCUGAACAAAGACCAGGCUCAGGGAUUUUGUGUUUUGUUUGCCUGGGAAAGAUAUCCCUCACCUUCAGACCCUGGAGGCAACCUCCCUGUAAUCAUAUUGGCCAAACUCACAGGGGAGCCUCCCCCUGCACUGCAGCCCGACUUGUACUCGUGCCUGCAACACCCUCUAAGCUCCAAACCACCACCUUCGUCCCACAGAGAACUGCAGACGGGCUUAUUCUUUCUUGGAAAUGUGGAGCAGUCGCAUGGCUCUGCGUCGGCUCCAGAGGAUCGCAGUUGCUCCUCUGAGUGCUGCUGGUGGUGCAACAACUAAAGUGCAGAGAGAGAUGUCAACUCUGCAACGGGUGUAUGUCACCAGACAGAUCCCACCUGAGGGCCUGAAGAUCCUCCAGGAUUCGGGACAAGUGCAGUUUGAGCUGUGGAACUCAGACGACGUCCCAGUGCCAAGGAAGGAGCUGCUUCAGAAAGUGAAAGGUGUUGACGGUCUCCUCUGCGUGCUGACAGAAAAGAUUGAUGCAGAGCUGUUGGACGCAGCGGGCCCAAACCUGAAGGUUGUCAGCACCAUGUCUGUGGGUUACGAUCAUCUGUUUUUGCAGGAGCUGAAGAAAAGAGGAGUCCGUGUAGGUUACACCCCUGAUGUUCUGACAGAUGCUGUUGCUGAGCUGACCGUGGCUUUGCUGCUCGCGACCUCCAGACGACUCAUCGAGGCCACUCAUGAAGCCAAGACUGGUGGCUGGGGCACGUGGAGAACUCUGUGGUUGUGUGGCCAUGAGUUGGCCAACAGCACAGUGGGUAUUCUGGGUCUUGGACGGAUCGGUGUAGCUAUUGCAGAGCGUCUGGCCCCCUUCAAAGUAAAGAAGUUUAUCUACACAGACGUGGCUCCCAGACCUGACCUGGCCAAAGCUAUCAAUGCUGAGUAUGUUUCGUUCGAUGAGUUGGCAAAGCAGUCAGACUUCCUGGCUGUGUGCUGUGCUUUAACACCGGAGACAAGAGAGAUCUGCAAUGAGAACCUUUUCUCCAAAAUGAAGAAAACCUCCAUCUUCAUCAACACCAGCAGAGGUGGGGUGGUGAACCAGGAGGACCUGUAUCAGGCUCUGGCCUCUGGGCAGAUAGCAGGAGCUGGGUUAGACGUCACCGUCCCCGAGCCCCUCCCCACCAACCACCCACUGUUCAGCCUGAACAACUGCGUCAUCCUUCCGCAUAUCGCCAGCGCCUCCUACACCACCCGGAACGCCAUGUCCGCCCUGGCAGCCAAUAACCUCCUGCUCGGCCUGCGGGGGCAGCCCAUGAUCAAAGAGCUCAAGCUGUAGGAAGAGACCGGCUCCACGCUGAGAACAGACUAAGUUUGGGGAAAUGAGUGCAUUUUUAUUGAAAUAAAUGUAAGUUUUUAUCAGCAAGUCAAAUUUUUACACAGAAAGAAAGCUCAGAGUAAACUUUUAAGUUUUUUUAUUCAGUCUAUACAACAGCCGAACAUACUUUACAAUCAUCAUGACUUUCAAACAGUUAGAGACAAUUUAACCAAUGGCUGCACAAUGAGGGGCCAAACAGAAGCUCAAUUUCUCAAGCUUUAAAGUGUAAGGCAGUGAUUUUUUUUUUUGAAUUUUUAAACCUCUGAAUAAUUUAAAAAUCUAACACAGUGCAUUUUUCAGAGAUUAACAUAAAGCAUCGAUGUAAUAGUUACUGAAAACAGCUUUGUUAAAGAGAUAGUUCAAAUAAUCUGAAAUGGGAUUUUGUGACGAGGUUAUGAACAAUCACCGUCUUAUCUGUUGUAGAAAACUCUUUGAACUAUUUGAUGAAAUAAAAGUUUAAUUCUAAUCAGAUAAGUUUGCUGCCAUCCUAAAACAAUUCCAGUAUCAACCAUUCAAUAGCUCAGGCAAAUGUUAUUUUUAAAACUUUUACAUUGUCAUCAGUGUCACAAUAAGGGCGUAUUCCUGUGUGUGUGUAUAAAUAUAUCAUUAAGCCCCAGGCUGCACCAAAAGUACUACAGCUAACUUCUCAUAUUUGCAACAUUUGGAAGGGAAAAAAAGCUAUCUACAACAGGUAAGAUAUUAUUUGUUCAUAACCUUACAACAGAGACCAUUUUGAAAGAGGAUGCUUUCAUCUCAUCGCCUCUGGUUUUUCGCAAGAACACAGUAGCUGCCUCGUGCUUUAAUGUGUGAAAAGGUUGGCUGGGAUAGAACUGACCUUUAACCACCGCUGGUCAAUUUUAACACAUCUUCUAGCUCAUGAUUACCAAAUCUACCAAACGGUAGGCUGCGUUUACAGGAGGAAAUAUUCCACGAGGCGGUUUCUUUUCUGAAGCAACGACAUGUUAGAUAAAUGUGACGAAUAAAACUAUUGUACUGUA